CAAACAGUGUUCAAAGAUUACAUUUCUGUUUUGCACUCUCUCUAGAACAAAGGAAAUAUGGGUGUUCCUCCUCUUCAAUCAUUUGCAUUUCCAGCAUUGCUUCUCUUCUCAUUUUUCAUCAUCCCUCAGCUUGCACUAGGAGGCAUUACCAGGCAUUACCAAUUUGAUAUAAAGUACCAAAAUGUAUAACGUCUAUGUCACACAAAGAGCAUGGUGACAGUGAAUGGUCAGUUUCCUGGGCCACGCAUUGUAGCUAGGGAGGGUGAUCGUCUUCUUAUCAAAGUGGUUAACCAUGUUCAGAACAAUAUCUCCAUUCAUUGGCAUGGCAUUCGACAGAUUCAAUCAGGGUGGGCUGAUGGGCCUGCCUAUGUGACUCAGUGCCCCAUUCAAACAGGCCAAAGUUAUGUCUACAAUUACACCAUUGUGGGCCAGAGAGGCACUCUCUUUUGGCAUGCCCAUAUAUCUUGGUUGAGAUCAACUCUCUAUGGUCCUAUCAUCAUUCUUCCCAAGCGUGGAAUUCCAUAUCCUUUUACCAAACCUUACAAGGAAGUUCCCAUCAUUUUUGGAGAAUGGUGGAAUACAGAUCCUGAGGCAGUCAUAGCACAAGCAUUACAAACGGGUGGAGGACCAAAUGUAUCUGAUGCCUACACUAUUAAUGGCCUUCCAGGGCCAUUGUAUAACUGUUCUGCUAAUGGUAUAUAUCAAGUGCUUAAAUAA
This is a messenger RNA of Cajanus cajan (pigeon pea), 717 nucleotides long. The record is from RefSeq and is a predicted model, not a curated record. NCBI's taxonomy places the organism in Eukaryota, Viridiplantae, Streptophyta, Magnoliopsida, Fabales, Fabaceae.